Molecule: messenger RNA, 467 nt
Organism: Ambispora leptoticha
Lineage: Eukaryota; Fungi; Glomeromycota; Glomeromycetes; Archaeosporales; Ambisporaceae
Source: the annotation of a GenBank genome assembly
CGGGCAGUUUUAUGAUUUUCUUUGCCGCUUUCACUUCCGGCCUUGGGUUGUUUUUCCUAUCACGUUCUGCGGCUCGUACCAAGGGGCGCAAUUCUUCAUUUUUUGCCGUGUCAAAAUUAACCUAUCCUAAAGCUGCUUUGUUUUUCGAUAUCGCAAUUGCUAUAAAAUGCUUUGGCGUCUCUAUUUCAUAUCUUAUUAUUGUUGGUGAUCUGAUGCCUCAGGUAGUGAUUGCAAUUUGCGGAAGAGGUUAUAUUGAUUCAAAUUCUUUACUCUUGGAUCGAAGAUUUUGGAUAACCGCGUCCAUGAUUGUAAUCGUACCUUUAUCAUUCCUGAAAAGAUUGGACUCUUUAAGACAUACAAGUGUGAUUGCUUUAAUAGCUGUGGUCUACUUGGUGUUUAUUGUCAUUUACCAUUAUUUUGGCCCUGAUUUUGAAGCCCCUCCCAAGGAUAAAAUUCAUUUUAUCAAU